Molecule: messenger RNA, 906 nt
Organism: Aspergillus chevalieri
Lineage: Eukaryota; Fungi; Ascomycota; Eurotiomycetes; Eurotiales; Aspergillaceae
Exons: 2
Coding region: 1-906 (301 amino acids)
Source: RefSeq, a predicted model, not a curated record
AUGUCACGCUCUUCAUCUUCGUCAUCUCAGUCCAAGGCUUCGUCUGCUUUCUCGGGGACGACCCAAGGAAAGAUCGUUGAAUUGGUUGGGGAUACAUGUUGGUUCUGUGAAAGCAUUCCAGUCGAGGCGUGCCAUGUCAUUGCUCAGAAAGAUCCAGCUCUAUCAACAAUCAUAGACCAAAAGCUGUUGUUGACAUCACUGAGAGACGUUGACAAUGGUAUUGGUCUAUGCCCAACAUGCCAUAACAAUUUUGAUACCGCCCCAGACCCUCGACUCGUCAUCGUCCCCACCGAUUUGGAUUUCUUCAUCAACUUCGAAGAAAAAGACUACCGAGAGCGAACACUAGCAGCAAAUGGAGGCUUUUCCGUUCCCCGCCAAUGCCCUACAAAAGACCAAUAUAAAGACCACCAAAUAGCAAACGGAGAAAUACUAGAAGGAAGCGGCUUAUACGCACCAUACAUACUGAUGAGGUUCUACGCAACCGGAUUCAAGCCAAACCUGUCCCCGAGACCAUGGCACGGCCAACCGGUGCACAUGAUCCGGCGCGCGCUUAUUGCGCUUGGAUCCCUGAAUUACCGCAACUUGCCGGACGGCGUGUCAGACAAGCUUCGCACGUUGUUGGAACUUUAUACGCGACCGCCGCCGCCAAUGCAGGAACGCGAUGUGGCUGCAGGACAAGAGAAACCGGGGAAGUUGUUCCGCUCUAAUGAUGACUUGGACACGUCCACCGCGAAGAGGGAACUGAGUGGGCCGCAAACGUUUUUAAGUGGUCUUAAAUUGGAACGGAGAGGGCGUGAGUCGCAGGGCCAUACUGAUCAUAGUAUGUCGGCCUUCACACUUGGGCCUGAAUGUACGGCUCUAGAUGCUAUUAGCAUGGUCAUGUCACGUCGCCAACAAAUCCUAUGA